CCGCGUUGCCACAUACCUCGUUUGGCUUAAUCCGCGCCUCUGUUAUGAUGACCUAAGCAUAACAACUUCCGACGUCGCCAUCGCAGAACCGAUCAAACUUUGAGCCCUCUACUACCUUUACAGUUGGGCACUAUUGGGUAGCUCGCGCCUCAAUAUUUCACCUUCAAUAAUCGAUCAAUUAACAUGUCCCGCGCCAACGCGAUCAUCGCCGUUUCCACUGUGUUGUGCCUGGGGUGGUUCCUGACCACGAUCAACGCAAAGGACUUCAACUUCAUCUUCGACCCGCACGAGCUGGAGUGCUCCGGCAAUGUGACCUACGACCGGGUGAUGCUGACGGCCUACCGACCACGGACCGCCAGCGACGAGCGCCGUGACUACACCGACAUCAAGCUGAAGAAGCUGAACUCCCUGCAGGACUACCUGGACGAUCGGGUGCCGUACGUAACGGUGGGAAUGGACCCGUUGCUGAAAAUUCCCUACGGUACGCCGGUGUGCAUUCCGGAGUUGAACAUCCACUUCCGGCGGAACCUGAACCUGCAGGUGCGGGACACCCAUCAGGAUCUGAUUGGAGGUGGCUACCGGCGGGUGGAUAUUUGCGUACGGACGCAGGCGGACAGUUUCGAUGACUAUGUGAACCUGAUGGAUGCGACACUGAUUUUCUAGAGUGGAGUGUGCUUUAGUGAUUUAAUAAAGUGAUAGUGUGAUACAUUCUUGUUUUCUACGUGUAUGCUGUCCAAUGAAUUAUGUGGAACGCAUCGACGUUGGCAGAGUUCCUCCAAGAAAUGUCGGCAAAAUGUCUCGAAGAGUGUCUUUCGGAAUAUCUGGAAUUGUUAAUUGGGAAAAGUCUCGUAGAAGAAAUCACGGCUCAAUAUGCAGGGUGGCCACCCAGUUCGAAAACAAGGAAAAAGCCAGGGAAACAUCGAGAAUGUUUGCUUUGAGGACUACUAAAAUUUAUACAAUUUCUCUUUUCCUUAUUGAUUUUAGGGU
Messenger RNA from Aedes albopictus (Asian tiger mosquito), 987 nucleotides. RefSeq lists its product as uncharacterized. Lineage: Eukaryota; Metazoa; Arthropoda; Insecta; Diptera; Culicidae. The coding region runs from base 184 to 663 and encodes 159 amino acids. The record is from RefSeq and is a predicted model, not a curated record. The transcript is spliced from 2 exons.